Messenger RNA from Nicotiana attenuata, 681 nucleotides. Its product is annotated as putative late blight resistance protein homolog R1B-16. Gene Ontology annotation, molecular function: alpha-tubulin binding. The record is from RefSeq and is a predicted model, not a curated record. The transcript has 2 exons. Bases 80 to 475 code for a protein of 131 amino acids. Lineage: Eukaryota; Viridiplantae; Streptophyta; Magnoliopsida; Solanales; Solanaceae. Gene Ontology annotation, biological process: protein folding.
UCCCCUUGCGGACAGUUGUUCUUUCCCAAUAUCUCUUAAGAGGUUGACCAUAUUCAGUGCUAGGCUUUCGUGUGAAGACAUGGCAGUUCUUGCGAAGUUGCCAAACCUGGAAGUGCUCAAACUCAGACGGGUCGAAUUCAGGCCUUCAGUAUGGAAACUAAAUGAUGAAGAUCAGUUCAAGCAGCUAAAGUUUCUCCUACUUGUUGAUAACACAGAUAUAAAGCAGUGGGAGGCUAGCAGUGUUAACUUCCCAAAUCUUCGACGCUUGGUGCUCCAUCAAAUCUGGAAUCUGAAGCGAAUCCCUCUAGCCUUUGCAGAAAUCUGCACCUUGGAGUCAAUUGAGUUAUAUAUGUGCUCGCGGAAUCUUGAGAAAUCAGCAAGAGAAAUUCAAGAGGAAGUAUCUUCUGUUGUAGGGAAUGAUUGCCUUCAUACUGGCAUCUAUAAUGAUUAUCACACUUAUAAAAGACGCAUUUGAAUCGCUUUUGCUUCCGUCAAGUAACAUGAAGCAAUAUCAGUCCAUGAUUUCAAGUUAAAAUCAGAGUGGUUUCUCUCUAUGCUCUUCUUACUGCUAUAACAUUUUAGGAUUGUAAUAGUGACUGUUUUUCUCCCUAUCAUCCUUCUUCCUCUUCUAACAUUUUAACUCUCUUUUUUCUCUUGAGGUUUUUCCACUCUUUUAUUUUG